Messenger RNA from Rodentolepis nana, 1800 nucleotides. The record is from the annotation of a GenBank genome assembly. Lineage: Eukaryota; Metazoa; Platyhelminthes; Cestoda; Cyclophyllidea; Hymenolepididae.
AUGAUACUAGUGUAUUUGAUAAGGACGCUUUGCUCAUUUAUAUUAUUGUACCUAUCUGUCAAUUUUAUUUCUGGCGCGGAUGUUGAAAUUGACACAGAUUUACUACAUCUGAAGGACCUUGGUCUUCAAUAUGGCUAUCCAAUUGAUGCCUUUGGUAAUAUGUUUCCAACAUUUACGGUGGAAAAUCAGAAUGAAGAGUGUGAUACUUUUCGUAAUCAGGUUUGGGACGUCGAAUCCUAUAGCAAGCGUUGCAGAUCUGCCAUUGCAAUUGUUCACGGCACCUAUGGAGCCAGUAAAUACAUCGAAAGGAAAGACAAAAUCAAUUUUGAUGUCGACAUUGGAGACGAUUAUUCAAGAAAUAAAACACUACCAGCAACCUGGACAAAUGGUAUUUAUACAGCUGGGAACAUACUACUCCCAUUUUACUUGCAGAAUGAUGUUUAUCCAGAUCGACCAAAUUCAAAAAUUAGUGGGCUCCUAACUUCAAUACGUUUAAAAGAAAUUAUAAGUACACUGAAUGACUGCAUCCCAAGACUAGUUGGAAAAAUAAAUCCACUCAGAAUGCGACCUUUGGCUUGUGGUUAUACCGAAUUUUUGUCGACUAUGUUUGAGAAGUUCAAUUUCGGUGAUGACAGAGGCAGUAUACUAAUUCCCCCAGUUGAUAACAGAACAUUAUCCUGUAGGCUUCUAGAAUGUCAAUUUAUUCGUUUUUUAGCACUCUUUUGGCUUAUGUUCUGCAAGCACACAUGGUCUAGUGUAAUUCGGAGACUGGGUGUAAAUGGUUUAGAAUUCAACUACCAUCCAUCCUGCCCAAAUCCAUGUGCUCGUUACCAUGGAAAUCCGUGUUUGGGCAGGCCCAAUGUCUUCCAUUUAUCAAAAGUAAUAGUGGAUAGAACUGAUGCACGUCAAGAUCGAUUUUUUGGGGCUCAAAUUUGCCGACAAACUGAGGAUCCUUAUGGAAUUCCCGGAUAUGCAUCAAUGUCCAAUCAAGCAUACGAAUGCAUUUGUAAAACUGGCUACAGAUGGUCGAAUCAAACCGGAAGUUGUGUUCUCAUAAAUGGAUGUGAACAAGAGUUAACCUGUGACCCUCGUGGAACACGGAUCUGCAUCUCAUCAAUUUCCACCAUCACAAGCAUCAAAGCUUUACCUUUCACCUGCUUGUGUCAUCCUGGAUACAUGGGUUACAGAUGCGAAAAGAAACGCGAUGCUUGUAUUGAGAAUGAAAACCCAGAGCAGAUAUCAGGCAAUCAGGCAUGUCGUGUAUAUCUUGGCAAUACUUGUACACCUCGAACUGGGACUAAUUUCUACACUUGUGAAUGUAACGGCUUAUAUACAUCUGAUAAAAUGGUUACAUUUCCGAAUUGCUUUCAACGAAAACCUAUUUGCUCAGCUGUUAUUUGCAAUCGAGGUGACUGCGUGGCUUCUAAAGACCAGUUAAAUUAUAUAUGCGUUUGUCAAAUGGGCUGGCGUGGACGUCACUGUGAAAUUCCCGACAUCAGAAUGUGGCUCCCCUGGGAGGGAUGGAGUGGUUGUUCGGCUGUAAUUUGCACCGGGCUGGGUUGGAGACAUCGUAUUCGACAUUGUCGAGCGAAUCUUACAAAAUUGGAAGAAGAGGGGGUGGACAAAGGCCUUUGUGAGGGUGAAGCUACUCAGAGACAAGUCUGCAAAGCUACAUGUCCCGCUGCAAUAACGCCCUAUCUCCUCUGCCUGAAAGUUAUCGUCGUGUUCUGCCUCGGAUGUGUCAUUUUGGUUUUAGCCGUUGGAAUGAUGUUUCUCCGAGUUAGGGUCGAAGUUGAAUAG